Molecule: messenger RNA, 2180 nt
Organism: Trematomus bernacchii (emerald rockcod)
Lineage: Eukaryota; Metazoa; Chordata; Actinopteri; Perciformes; Nototheniidae
Gene: ugdh
Product: UDP-glucose 6-dehydrogenase
Exons: 12
Coding region: 268-1761 (497 amino acids)
Biological process (GO): glycosaminoglycan biosynthetic process
Cellular component (GO): nucleus; cytosol
Molecular function (GO): NAD binding; UDP-glucose 6-dehydrogenase activity
Source: RefSeq, a predicted model, not a curated record
CUGGGCGUCCUGCUGAUUGAGGUGGUAUCCAUAGGCUGUAAGGUAACGUUACUUGCAGAAGUACCUCAGUUUAGGUAAAGGUAGUGCAGGAAAAGUUGAGUGAGAGACCCUGAUGGUGUGAGUUUGAUCAACGAGUACAAGUUUACAUUUAGUUAAAGACGGUUAUAGGUUUUUAAUCCAUCACCGGCUGCGGAACCGAAGACUUUCGACACAGAGCUAACAUAAUCUGCGCAUUCUUCAAGUUGACUGACUGUCGAGUUGGCAAAGAUGUUUCAGAUAAAAAGGAUCUGCUGCAUUGGAGCGGGGUAUGUAGGAGGCCCGACAUGCAGUGUGAUCGCCCACAUGUGUCCAGAGAUCACGGUGACCGUUGUGGACGUCAAUGAGUCUCGCAUCAAAGCCUGGAACUCAGACACUCUGCCCAUAUACGAGCCGGGUCUGAAAGAAGUGGUUGAAUCAUGCAGAGGGAGAAAUUUGUUUUUCUCCACAGACAUAGACCCAGCCAUCAGGGACGCAGACCUUGUGUUCAUCUCUGUCAACACCCCAACUAAGACCUAUGGGAUGGGCAAGGGUCGUGCAGCUGACCUUAAGUUCAUCGAGGCGUGUGCUCGGCGGAUUGUCGAGCAGUCUGAUGGCUACAAGAUCGUCACAGAGAAGAGCACCGUCCCUGUUCGAGCGGCUGAGAGCAUUCGUCGGAUAUUUGAUGCCAACACCAAGCCCAGCCUCAACCUACAGGUGCUUUCCAACCCAGAGUUCCUUGCAGAAGGAACAGCAGUGCGGGAUCUGAAGGAGCCAGACCGUGUCCUGAUUGGUGGAGACGAAACAGCUGAAGGUCAGAGGGCAAUCAAAGCGCUGUGUGCCGUCUAUGAACACUGGGUCCCUAAAGAUCGCAUCAUCACCACCAACACAUGGUCGUCCGAGCUGUCCAAACUGGCAGCCAAUGCCUUCCUGGCCCAGCGGAUCAGCAGCAUCAACAGCAUCAGUGCUCUGUGUGAGGCCACCGGGGCCGACGUGGAGGAGGUGGCCAAGGCCAUCGGGAUGGACCAGAGGAUAGGGAGCAAGUUUCUGAAAGCCAGCAUAGGUUUUGGUGGAAGCUGUUUCCAGAAGGAUGUGCUGAAUCUGGUUUACCUGUGCGAGGUCCUCAACCUGCCUGAGGUCGCCUCCUACUGGCAGCAGGUGAUCGACAUGAACGAGUACCAAAGGCGGAGGUUUGCCUGCAGGAUCAUUGACUGCCUCUUCAACACCGUUACUGGAAAAAAGAUUGCUUUGCUGGGCUUCUCCUUCAAAAAAGACACGGGUGACACAAGGGAGUCGUCCAGUAUCUACAUCUCUAAGUAUCUGAUGGAUGAGGGAGCCAAGCUGUUCAUCUACGACCCCAAAGUCCUCAAGGAGCAAAUCAUUCAUGACCUCUCGCAGCCCAACAUCUCCGAGGACAACCCACAGAGAGUGUCGGAGCUGGUGACGGUGACCACUGACCCGUAUGAGGCCUGCCAGAUGGCCCAUGCGUUGGUCAUCUGCACCGAGUGGGACAUGUUUAAGGAGCUGGACUAUGAGAAGAUUUACAAGAAGAUGCUGAAGCCGGCCUUCAUAUUUGACGGCCGCAGAGUGCUGGACCAUCUCCACGCUCACCUUCAGAACAUCGGCUUCCAGGUCGAGACCAUCGGUAAGAAAGUGGUCGCAGCACGGAUCCCCUACACCCCCGCCGCAGCCAUUUGUCGCAGCAUCCCCGCCCCUGAACCUCCCACCAAGAAACCCAAAGUCUAAACCUCCCUCACCUCCACAUUCCUGUUAACCUUUUUAAAAUAAAAAUAAAAAGGCCGAAAGAGCGUGACCAGCUGCUCCCUGCAGUCGGUCUGAGAGGAGGUCGAGCCUUUAGAACAAAUGUGUGUGAAUGUGACCCAAAAAGUGUUUGGGUCUGUAGAAAGGGGAUAAAGCAAUGAUAAAGGGGAUAAAGCAAUGAUAAACGGUUUUAUUUUUAAGUCAAAUAGCAAUGAAAACAUUUUAGAUGCAGUUAUACAUGCACCGUCUACUUUCUUACAGCAUUUACUAUGUAAUCAAGUAUUGUUGCUAAAUUGCAAAACAAUUUUUAUAAAAGUAUUUUUAUAAAUCAUCUAACUGUAAGUUAAUCAGUAUUGUCCUCUGUAUCAGUGACUUUUUUACUACAAUAAAAUGUGACAUCUCCU